AUGGCCAAUUUGGUCAAUUUAGUCAAUUUGUUCAGUUUAGUCAAUUUGGUCAAUUUAGUCAAUUUGGUCAAUUUAGUCAAUUUGGUCAAUUUAGUCAAUUUGGUCAAUUUAGUCAAUUUGGUCAAUUUAGUCAAUUUGGUCAAUUUGGGCAAUCACCCCAAUGUCAAAUUUCAUUACAUUUCAUUUGUUAUUCCUCUUAUUUGA
Messenger RNA from Sclerotinia sclerotiorum 1980 UF-70, 204 nucleotides. RefSeq lists its product with no specific name. Lineage: Eukaryota; Fungi; Ascomycota; Leotiomycetes; Helotiales; Sclerotiniaceae. The transcript has a single exon. The record is from RefSeq and is a predicted model, not a curated record. The coding region runs from base 1 to 204 and encodes 67 amino acids.